CCGAUACUUUUAGUUAUCUGACAAGCGUCUGUGGAUUUAGAUCGAUGUUAUCACAGAACAAGAAAGAGAAAAGCCAAAAGAAAACUUUAGCAAUCUCAUCCGAUAAGCCAAAAAUGGCCGCAGUUGAACCAGUGAUGACAGACCAACCAGAAGAAACAACUACGCAAAAUGACAAGGCCGACAUCCCCACAGGAAAGUGGAGUUCGGGGUUAUUAGGAUGUUUUGGGGACAUUAAAUCAUGUCUCUUGGGUAUGUUCUGCUCGCCAAUAUUGGCAUGCAAACUCAGUCGUAAAAUGAACGAAUGUUGCUGUGCUGGAUGCUUCGGGGGAUCAUCCCUUAGGACCAAAUAUCGCAUACAACAUGACAUACAGGGUUCAGUUUGCAGCGACGCCUUGAUAAGCUGCUUCUGUACGCCAUGCGCAUUAUGUCAGUUAUCACGUGAUCUAAAUACAAGAUAAAGUGGAAAAGUUACAUUAUAAAGUGGAAAAGAAGAUGAUGGAACUAUGAAGUUUGCAAACUAGUAUAUAAAAAACCCACACUAACAAUUAUUGAUAUAUGAACGAAAGCAUGACUAAUAAAUCGUUUGUACGUAUUUUCAAACAAUAUGUAGCUAUUCAUAGUGCACAUGUGUAUGUUUA
Molecule: messenger RNA, 638 nt
Organism: Xenia sp. Carnegie-2017
Lineage: Eukaryota; Metazoa; Cnidaria; Anthozoa; Malacalcyonacea; Xeniidae
Product: cornifelin homolog A-like
Exons: 4
Coding region: 45-458 (137 amino acids)
Source: RefSeq, a predicted model, not a curated record